Molecule: messenger RNA, 1270 nt
Organism: Paramecium octaurelia
Lineage: Eukaryota; Ciliophora; Oligohymenophorea; Peniculida; Parameciidae
Source: the annotation of a GenBank genome assembly
AGAAAGCAAUGGUAAUCACACCUCAAGCAGGUCUCUUCGACUCAAAUUUGGUGCAGGGUUUAGCCAUUGAAAUACUUCUGAUCUUACCCACUCCAACUCCCUUCACCCAAAUGAUUCGAGUAGACUUCAAUCAGCGAUACACAGGUGAGCUACGAUUUUACUACUUGAAUGAAAUAUUAACCUAUAUCCUCACCUUCAGAGUUAUUCUGUUGAUAAAUAUUACACUUAAAUUUUCGUCCUUUUACAGCAGUCAAAUUGGCAGAUUGUGGUUCAAAUAUUUAUUCUAAUAUUUAGUCGUCUCUACUCUACUGAUUUUGACACUCACUUGGUGUUCAAGUUGUGCAUGAAGGAUCUCCCUGGUUACACACUCAUGGGGUUGUUCAUCACUGGAAUGCUUCUCUUUGGCUACAGCAUGGAGAUCGCUGAGAGAUCUCUAUAAAGGAACGAGGUGCAACAACAUAGUGUGUACAGUGUAAUGACCUCUAUGUGGGUCACUCUCACCACCAUUGCCACUGUCGGAUAUGGCGAGUUCUAUCCGACUACUGAUUUGGGUCGUAUCUCGAUGGCCAUCUGUGUGUUCUGGGGAGUGUCGUACACUUCCCUCUUUACAGCAAUGCUGGAUUCAAUGUUCGAGAGGAUGAAUUGUGAGGAGAUGGUCUGGGCCUUGUUGGAAAAGACCAGCGUCACCAACGUCAUGAAAUAAUUCAGUCAGGAUUUGAUUGUGAGGAUCCAAAAGAUGAAAAUUAAAAAAUUACAACAUAAUAACAUACACCUUAUUCAGGACUCUAUCAAUGCUCUCAAGUAGAUGAAGAGGUAAUACAGGAAUAUUGAUGGCGAAGACUCCAUGUCAAAAGCGAAACGAAAGUUCAAGGACAUCAAUUUCAUGUUCCAAGAGUACUACCUCUUNCUUCAUAUUAUGCAUGAAUUACCUCUUUGAGCUGGGUCUGUUUCUUCGAAUUGGUUUUGACUUUUGGCUUUGGCCAGCAAUCGCUUGGGUUUGAAGGUGGAGGCAGUAGAUUAAGUUACUUUUUUCAUGGGGGAUUAUAAAUAUUAAUAAUGUCUCAGGAUGUAGAGAUAACAAAACAGAAGACUCCCUCUUUGAGCAAAAAAUGGAGAGUUAAAAGACAAGGGUCAAUUUUGUCAGACUCACAGAGUACAUUUGAGGACAGCAGGAUCACAUUACUAUUGUUUGAACAGUAUCGAAUAGUGGAGAUGACGAGGUUUUGUGUGAUAUUCGGGACUCAAAUCAUAGCGAUAAUGGAAGUAUGAG